CUCUGUAACCCCAACACCCACAUUGUAGCUUCGUAUUGCAUCCUGAUCACUUCUUCUUGCUUAUUACUAGUCACAGAUCGCGGCGGUAAUUCUUCAUCAUGAGUAAAAUGUGGGAGGUAGAUCCGGAGACGCGGAGUAAGUUACUGGAAAUCCAAAAGACAAACGACAACAAUAAGUGCGUCGACUGCAAUGCGCCGAGUCCACAAUGGGCCUCACCCAAGCUGGGUAUCUUCAUGUGUCUGUCAUGCUCCGGCGUCCACCGCGGCCUGGGUGUCCACAUUUCCUUCAUUCGCAGCAUAACCAUGGAUGCCUUCAAGGGCGCUGAGCUUGCGCGCAUGGCUGCCGGCGGCAACAAAACUUUCCAGGAUUUUUUCAAUGCACACCCAACGAACACAAAAGACAACAGGACAUUCGAGGCCUCGUCUAUACAAGAGCGCUACGAUUCCGAGGCCGGCGAUGAGUGGAAGGAGAGACUGAGCUGCAAGGUUGAGGACAGGGAGUUCGACAAGAGUAACUUGCCCAAGCGGCUUCCAAGAAAGGAGACUUCCGCCGCUGCUGGUGCUAGUGGGCCAUUGAGCGGCCGGGCCAGCGCAGCUGGGAGCAGAAGCCAGACACCACUCGGCAAGACGCGCAGCAACGAGUCCGGAUUUCAGCGCUCAGGAUCACCAUCCAUUGGAACAAAUGCCAUGUCAUCACAGAAGGCGAAGAACGAGGCAUACUUUUCGCGCAUUGGAGCUGAGAACGCCAACAGGAGAGAGGACCUGGCGCCUAACCAGGGUGGAAAAUACGGCGGUUUUGGUAGCGAACCUGAAGCCUGGAAGAACAAUGACGAGCCAGGCGCACCGCCUGAGAUUGCUGAUUUCCAGAAAGAUCCCGUUGCAGCUCUCACAAAGGGCUUUGGUUGGCUAGGCGCAAGCGUGAGCAAGGUGGGCAAGACUGGGUAUGAAGGUUGGGUCAAGCCCGGGAUGCAGAAGCUCGCCGAAGCAGAUCUCGCCUCUCAGGCACAGAAGACCGCUGGUUUUAUGGGUCAAACUAUUCAAACUUCCGCCGCAAACGCCGGUACUGCUUUCAACCGUUUCGUCGAGGGCGAGUCUUCAAGCAACACGCGUCGUGGCGUCGAGCCAGCGAAGAAGGACUUUUGGGACGACUUCGGUGCCGCUUCUAAGGGCCCCAGCAAAGACAAGCAGGACUUUUGGGAUGAGUUUGCAAGUGCUGGCGAGACUACGACAAAUGCUACGUCUGGUUUAGGACAGAAACCCAAGCCGUCAGGCAUUGGCACAAGCGCGAUGAAGAAGAGCAGUGGCUCAGUGCCAGCAGGAGGCAAGAAAGACGAUAAGUGGGAAGACUGGUAGAUGCAGAAGUACCUCUGUCCGACAUGGAGUUGGCGGCUUUUGGGGGAGUCAUGGCGUUGGCCGAGCACGUCGGCCUUCCGUACACAAUGGUGAGGUGGAUUUUGUAUUGUUACCAUGUUCUCUUCGCGCACCACAUUGCUGCGGCAUCAAUUUUGUUC
Macroventuria anomochaeta is the source of this 1510-nucleotide messenger RNA. Its product is annotated as ADP-ribosylation factor GTPase-activating protein 1. Gene Ontology annotation, cellular component: Golgi membrane. Gene Ontology annotation, molecular function: GTPase activator activity. The transcript is spliced from 4 exons. The record is from RefSeq and is a predicted model, not a curated record. Gene Ontology annotation, biological process: regulation of ARF protein signal transduction; regulation of endocytosis. Lineage: Eukaryota; Fungi; Ascomycota; Dothideomycetes; Pleosporales; Didymellaceae. Bases 99 to 1352 code for a protein of 417 amino acids.